AUGCCUGGUGGCGCCGCUCCCACCCUUCACGCCACGGCGGACGUGAGCCGUGUUGAGGCUCCCGUCACGAUCAAGGCCUACCUCAUGUGCGCUUUCGCCGCGUUCGGUGGUAUCUUCUUCGGUUAUGACUCUGGUUACAUUUCGGGUGUCAACGGCAUGGACUUCUUCAUCAAGACCAUUGACGGCCCCGAUGCCACUGCCUUGACGUCCUGGAAGAAGUCCCUCAUCGUCUCCAUCCUCUCUGCCGGUACCUUCUUCGGUGCUCUGAUCGCCGGUGACUUUGCCGACUGGAUCGGCCGAAAGUGGACCGUCAUUCUCGGUUGUGCCGUCUUCCUCGUUGGUGUUGCCCUCCAGGUUGCUUCUGCUGGCCUCGGCCUCAUCGUCGCCGGUCGUCUCGUCGCUGGUUUCGGUGUUGGUUUCGUCUCUGCUAUCCUGAUUCUAUACAUGUCCGAGAUUGCUCCCCGCAAAGUCCGUGGCGCAAUCGUCUCCGGUUACCAGUUCUGUGUCACUGUCGGCCUCCUCCUUGCUUCCGCCGUCGCCUAUGCCACCGAGAAGCGCCAGGACUCCGGCUCUUACCGUAUCCCCAUUGCUAUCCAGAUGCUCUGGGCUAUUAUCCUCGCCAUUGGCCUCUUCGUCCUGCCUGAGUCUCCUCGUUACUUCGUCCGCACGGGCAAGCUUGACCAGGCUGCCGGUGUCCUGGGUCGCCUCCGUGGCCACCCUGUCGAGUCCGACUACAUUCAGGACGAGCUUGCCGAGAUCAUUGCCAACCACGAGUACGAGAUGUCCGUCAUCCCUCAGGGUGGCUACUUUGACAGCUGGUUCAACUGCUUCCGUGGUUCUCUCUGGGAGGCCAAGAGCAACCUGCGCCGUACCAUCCUCGGUACCUCUCUGCAGAUGAUGCAGCAGUGGACUGGUGUCAACUUCGUCUUCUACUUCGGUACCACCUUCUUCAAGGAUCUCGGUACCAUCCAGAACGCCUUCCUGAUCUCGCUCAUCACCACCCUCGUCAACGUCUGCUCUACCCCCAUCUCCUUCUACACCAUUGAGAAGCUCGGUCGCCGUACCCUGCUCAUCUGGGGUGCCCUCGGUAUGGUCAUUUGCCAGUUCAUCGUUGCCAUCAUCGGAACCGUCAAGCCCAACGAUAGCUCCGCCACCUCGGCCAUGAUUGCCUUCAUCUGCAUCUACAUCUUCUUCUUUGCCUCGACCUGGGGUCCCGGUGCCUGGGUCGUCAUUGGCGAGAUCUUCCCUCUGCAGAUCCGUUCGCGUGGUGUCGCUCUAUCUACCGCCUCCAACUGGCUGUGGAACUGCAUCAUUGCCAUCAUCACUCCUUACAUGACCGAUACCGAUAAGGGCAACAUGGGCGCCAAGGUCUUCUACGUCUGGGGCUCCCUCUGCGCCUGCGCUUUCGUCUACGCCUGGUUCCUCAUUCCCGAGACAAAGGGUCUCACUCUUGAGCAGGUCGACAAGAUGUUGGAGGAGUCUACUCCCCGCACCUCUGCCAAGUGGGUGCCGCACUCGACCUAUGCUUCCGAGAUGGGCUUCAAGAACGCCACCGAGCACGUCGAGAAGGAGAGGGAUGUCGAGAAGCAGUCCUUGUAA
This is a messenger RNA of Neoarthrinium moseri, 1599 nucleotides long. RefSeq lists its product as uncharacterized. The record is from RefSeq and is a predicted model, not a curated record. Gene Ontology annotation, biological process: carbohydrate transport; transmembrane transport. The coding region runs from base 1 to 1599 and encodes 532 amino acids. NCBI's taxonomy places the organism in Eukaryota, Fungi, Ascomycota, Sordariomycetes, Amphisphaeriales, Apiosporaceae. The transcript is spliced from 4 exons. Gene Ontology annotation, cellular component: membrane. Gene Ontology annotation, molecular function: carbohydrate:proton symporter activity.